UAUAAGCGUCAUAUCAAGCAAACAACAUGCCGUUCAAGAAUAUAUUAAAUGUGUGGAAAAUCACUUUAUUUCUACAAGUUUUAGGUUUAUGUCUGACCAUAAUUGGAUACUCCACUAACUGCAUUGGCAAGUUCGGGAACGAGGCGCACAUUGGAUUAUGGAAAGCGUGUGACACCAAAAACAGUUGCUAUGAUUUUCAGGUUGUGCUCCCAAGGGUAAAACCCGACAUAGGCAGCUUAGCCUGGGCAGAUGCUAGCCGAGGUCUGUUGGGCUCAAGUCUGAUAUGCUUGGCGCUCGUCAUUUUGCUGACCAUUACGACACUUGUGAGCCAAGGAUACAACAAGUUUAUGGCUUAUGCCUUUGAGAAACGGGCUUAA
Molecule: messenger RNA, 377 nt
Organism: Physella acuta
Lineage: Eukaryota; Metazoa; Mollusca; Gastropoda; Physidae
Source: RefSeq, a predicted model, not a curated record